Aspergillus sclerotioniger CBS 115572 is the source of this 1789-nucleotide messenger RNA. Its product is annotated as putative MFS transporter. Gene Ontology annotation, cellular component: fungal-type vacuole membrane. The record is from RefSeq and is a predicted model, not a curated record. Gene Ontology annotation, molecular function: transmembrane transporter activity. Lineage: Eukaryota; Fungi; Ascomycota; Eurotiomycetes; Eurotiales; Aspergillaceae. The transcript is spliced from 4 exons. Bases 357 to 1508 code for a protein of 383 amino acids. Gene Ontology annotation, biological process: transmembrane transport.
CCUCCCUCCUUCCCUUCCUUCUUUUCCCCGUUCUUUCCACCGCGCCAUUGCCAAUGGACCCAAUGGACCCAUCUGACCCAUCGCGUGCUUCUCCCCCGUCUCCGCGAGAAACGCGUCUGCACCACAAGAUCCUCGCCGAACUCGGCCUCAGUUCGGUCUGGCAAUCCCCUCGCGAUGUGAAACUGCUCUGUGCCCAGCGCUUUGUCCGGCUCUUUGCUUACGGGGGCUCAACCUUGAUUCUAGCAUCCUAUCUCUCGGCAUUGGGCAUCGCCGACAACCGCAUCGGCCUGUUUAUGACCUUGACCUUGGUGGGGGAUGUCGCCAUCAGCUUUCUCCUUACCUUGUCUGCCGAUGCCAUGGGUCGUCGGGCCGUCCUGGCCCUGGGCUCAGCCUUGAUGGUCGGGAGCGGCAUCCUCUUCGCCACGGUCGGCAAUUACUGGGUUCUUCUGGCUGCCGCCGUCUUUGGCGUGAUAAGUCCGAGUGGAAACGAAAUUGGUCCCUUCCGGGCCGUUGAGGAAUCGACCCUGGCCCAUCUGACCCCCCAUGACAUCCUGAGCGAUAUUUUCGCCUGGUACUCGCUAAUCGGCAAUGCGGGCACUGCCCUGGGCAUGAUGACCGGGGGGUGGGCCAUCAAUCUUCUCCAGGUCAUCUGGGAAUGGCCCUACAUUCCCGCGUGUAGAGUCAUCUUUUUCGCUUACGCUGCUAUUGGCGCACUCAAGCUUCUUCUGUCUAUCGCACUGAGUUCGGCAGUUGAAGCUGAAGAGAAGCAAAAGAAACCUACGUGUGCUCAACAGACUAGCGAGGGCGAGACACGACCUCUGCUGUCCAAUGGAGCGAGCAACCCCACAAGCCCAGACCAGCGACGUCCGAAGAAAUCACUACUUUCCUUUGUGGGCGACGCAGAGCUCGUUUCCUUGGUCAUUAGACUUGCGAUUCUGUUUGGCCUGGACUCGUUCGCCUCUGGGUUGGCAUCUUUGUCGUGGAUGACAUACUUCUUCAAGCGCAAGUUUUCCCUUCCUGAAGGGACCCUCGGGUCCAUAUUCUUCACAACAAGCCUCAUCUCGGCGGCGUCUGUGCUAGUUGCCUCGUCUAUUGCCAAGCGCAUCGGCAAUGUCAAGACGAUGGUCUUCACUCAUCUCCCCUCCGCCGUGUGUCUGGCGCUCAUUCCUGUCCCUGCAGCUCUCCCCCUAGCCCUGACUUUCUUGGUCCUCCGCUCCUGCAGUCAGACUAUGGAAGUGGCGCCGCGAUCGGCUUUCCUGGCCGCAGCACUGCCUUCUGACCGCCGUACAGCCAUAAUGGGCUCUAUAAAUGUCGUUAAAACCUGCGCUCAGAGUCUCGGGCCCCUUCUGACCGGUGUUUUAGCCGAUCGAGGCUACUUCGGGCUUUCAUUCACUAUUGCGGGUAUCUUGAAGGCCGUCUAUGAUAUUGGCAUGCUGCUCAGUUUUGCUGGGAAGGAGAAGCAGGCCAGGCGGCCGGCACCUGCAGAUCAAGGGGAAGAGACUGCUUAGAUGUCCCAGGCGCCGUUGGAGCUAGCCCAUCGGCAAUACGAGGCUUUCCAACUUGGGGCCACCACUGAAGCCCCGGCUUAUAUAGAUCAUCUGCUAUAUAAACCCUAUGUACAUACAUAGAAACUGGCAGGGUUUCCGCCUGUAUUAGAAGUAAGAAUGAGGUGCACAUACAAGUCAAUACGGAUUUUGGGGCCGGAAUGCAGCCCAAUAGGCAGCGUUGUUCUGGCGCCCGAACAAAGACAGCAGGAGCUGGAAACUAAUUGGAACAUCGAGGUCCAGAC